Molecule: messenger RNA, 3206 nt
Organism: Galendromus occidentalis (western predatory mite)
Lineage: Eukaryota; Metazoa; Arthropoda; Arachnida; Mesostigmata; Phytoseiidae
Product: HEAT repeat-containing protein 6
Exons: 6
Coding region: 1-3138 (1045 amino acids)
Source: RefSeq, a predicted model, not a curated record
AUGACUGAGAACAAAGCGGCUGCUCAAACGCUGCUUUUGGUGGAAAGUCUAAAAGUCCUGAAGAACUCCAGAAGCCAACAUGAAACGGAGGAAACGAUCCAGAGUCUGCUGAAGCUGGAUUUCGAGGUGCCGUUUUGCACAUCGGACGUCGGCGAGGAUCUGCUACGGAUCUGUGUCUUACGCUGCGAGCAAUGUCCUUCGAUGGCCACAGCUCCUUUGAAGGAGUUAAUUUGGCUCUUUCAAACAUCGACCGAGAACCAAAUAAACCUCAGCCCGACAUCCAUAGAUCUACUUGUCAAAUUCUGUUUGAAAAGAGUGCUGUCCGGGCCGAUUCCGCAAAUUAUCGUCAGCUUCCAUGCUUUGGGCUCGUUGGUCUAUCAAAACAGUCAUUUAUUGGAUUCGAACUGGCCGGCACUCCAUGAAGUCCUGCGGAGAAGUCUGUGUGACAACGAAGACGUGGAUUCGAUCCGUCACUCAGCUCUCAAAAUUCUUCAAUCACUAACGAUUCGCCGGGACAAGGAGACCGGAUAUCUGUCAGCUUCGCAAGUGGACGCGAUCGUCGCGAUGAUUAUCGAGGGAGUGAUAAAGAAAACGAAUUAUGCAGAUGAGACCUUGUUCUGCAAGAUCCGGGUGGCAACCAUGAAAACUUUGUUGAAUCUCGUGAACUCUGAUGCCGUUUUCCAAGCGGAACACAUGGGUUAUAUUCUCGGAUACCUCCGACACCUGACUUUCUACGGUUUUCCUGGAUAUGCUUCACGACCAAUCAAGAGCUUCGAUCUUUUCCCGUCUCCCGUCUGCCACCAAUUGCCGCACAUUGAUAUGAACGAAUUGGACGGCAAUAGGGAUAAGCCGGUCAUGCGCCGCUCUCACGGAAAGAAACAAAACAAUCGAGCUCAGAAGUCCGAAUCCACAACUCAGCUAGACGCACAAGACGAUUCCGACAGCUCGCCGAGUCGGAAGCGGUACCUCCCGUGGACCGCUGCCGACAGUUCGGACGCUGAUACGUCUGAUCCCGAAAACGCACAAGACGCACUCACUUUGAAUAAAAGAUUGAGGAAUAUGAAAGCUAAGGUUCGCCAGAUCGCCUAUGACACGAUCCGGAUGCUCUUGCUCACAAUCAACAAAAAAGAACGUUUCGGAUACCUCCUGAAUUUCCUGCCGCAACAAAGCAGUCCAGCGCUGAGAUCGACCGAACACACCUUAGUGCUCUCGAUGCUGAAAGAUCCGGAUGCCCGAGUGCGGAGCUCAUCCAUAAACGUUUUGAAAGAUUUCAUUGCCAACUCGAAGCAAUACAUCAUCCUCGCCUGCGAAUCGACGCACGCAACCUCGUUUACCUCGAUCUCAGAAGUGAUGGCCUCCGUUAUCACUGAGCUACAUCGCGCAAUCCAUCUGGCCCUCCUGGCCGAAACCCUCCCCCUCUUUCAGAUCCCCUUGCUCAGUUGUCUAUCAUUGCUCACGAACGCGAGUCCAUACAACAGACUGCGGGCGUCGAUCGUCAUGGAUAUGAUUGGAGACUUGAGGAAAAUACUGACGAGCAAAUUCGAACAGGUUCGCGUGGCCGCCCUGACUUGUCUCGGAGGGUUCGCCGCUUACCAACCACGGCACACGGAAAUCAUUCGCUGUCUCGGCUUGGACUCGGACCACUGGCUCGAGGUUUAUUGCUCCAGUCAAUUACUAGGUCCAGAAAUCGAGGCGAACUCUGUCAGGGUCGAGAUCCUUCAAACGCUCACCGCCUUCGUCAGUAAUCAUUUUAACUACUGCAUCGAGGUGUUCGGGGAAAUUUACGUACCGGUGCUCGAAUCCGUGUUGGUCGAUCCAUUCGGACCGAUCAGGAUACACGGCAUGAAGUUGGUCACAGCGUUGGCGAACAAAAUCGCUGAUUCCAGCUCGACAGAGAACGAACUCGUUAUGAAGCUCGGGAAGUCGAUGUGGCAGGAAACGCUUUUCCAACGAGGAUUAAUUCAAAAAUGCAUUUUCCCUCCGGCCGAGGGGGAGAGCGAUAGGACUCCUCACGAAGUAAGAGAGUGCCAAGUCCUCCGGAGAGAAACUUUCACUGCUCUGGCCGAAAUCGGUUCCGUGAUGUGGGAUAAUCUACCUCAUAGUAAUCAAAAGUUCUGUAUUUGCGCUCUGUUGACCCAUGCGAAAGCUACCACAGAUGACGUAGCUCUGGCCGCGAUUCGGACCCUGGGAAUUUUCUGCACCUACGACGGGACGGCUUUCGACACGAUCCUUCUCCAGGAUGUCGGUGAAAUGUGCGUUCAUCUCCUCGGGAAACGCAUCAAUCUUUCUCUGAAACAAAAGGUGUCGUGGACUCUUUCGAACGUCUGCUUUGCGCUUUGGACAUUGUGCAAAGCCGAGUCUGUUCGAUUCCUCGAGGAGAUCAGCCCGGAAUUCUUCAACAAUCUCCUCAGACUUUCGAUCGUGGCCUACGAUGACAAAGACGCGGUGAGAGUGAACGCUUUGCGUGCCAUGGGUCUCUUGUUGGGAAUGGUCACGGAAAGCUACAUGCACAAAGAAAUCCAGUUGUACAAGGAAGCGGUGAGACUCCUGAUGGAAACCAUGGCUUUGAGUAGCGAUAAAUUUUUCAAGGCUAAAUGGAAUGCUUGUUACGCCAUCGGAUGGAUUCUGAGGAAUCCCACUACGCGAGUGCUGGUGAAUAUCGAUGCUUCACUAGAGACUCUGGAACAUUAUUUGCUGGAAUGCAUCAACCUCAAAGUACAAAUCGCUUGCAUAUCUGCCCUAGACCAGCUCACGGAGGCUCACGAUCUCCCCGUUUCUGUACACACGCAGGCUUUCAGUAUAUUGUUGAGGAAAACCUCUCGAGUGUCCGAGAUUCAAGUCAGUUAUAAAGAGUUGAAACACUUGCAAUCGGUCAAAGAGAACCUCAGUCUGGCGGUGCUUAAUUAUUUAUCGAAAUCAGACCAAGAAGUCUUCCGUUGCCUCCCGACAUUGAUGACUGAAUACGGAGAAUGUCUGGAGAUUCUCCUCAAAGAUUCGUUGUCAAAUCUGGAUGUCAAGCGUACCCUCGAGGAUUUUAUGAAGACUCCUCGAGCAACCUCAUCCUCUCAAAUCAACAAGUUCAUUAUCGAGAUUUCCGAGCACAUGCCCGAAUACAGCAUAUUCGAGGCACCAGAAUGAAAGUAGAGGCUUCGAAGAGAGGAGUCUCUUUGUAGACAAAUUCUCCUGACUAAGACUCCGUUGAUGUA